Messenger RNA from Electrophorus electricus (electric eel), 4918 nucleotides. NCBI's taxonomy places the organism in Eukaryota, Metazoa, Chordata, Actinopteri, Gymnotiformes, Gymnotidae. The record is from RefSeq and is a predicted model, not a curated record.
CAGAAAAUCUGCACUUGAGUUUGGAAAGAGAAAAACCCUCGGUGAGCUAAUACACAGCCCAAACGUCUGUUCUAUCUUAAGAUGGCUGAUGUAGCACAAAAAGACUCUGAGCAACAUAACGGUUCAGACUUAAAAGAUGAUUCAGCUCAACCAAAAGCUGCCCCCAUUCCACCAUCAUGUCCCCAGCAUGACAGCGUGCCCCCCCCUCCAGCAGCCCCUGUGAGAGACACUUCCACACUAUACCAACAACGACAGAAAUCUGAGCUGAGACGCCUUCUGAAACACACCGACCCGGAGAUGAAAGGUCUGGGCAACUUGGUGGAAGAAGAGUUUGCUGAUAUGAGCUGUGACACAGCCCCAGAUAUUGUAUACCAGGGUGAGGUCCAUUCAAGGUGCAUGAUAUUUGAGAAUGGAGUUUACAACACUGGAGGUGCACACCUCAAACAAGCCCAUUUGAUUGAGGGGAGUUUUCAAGAUGGGAAUUUACUUGAGAGACCCUUGACUUGCUCUCAGGAAGAAGGGCCAAUGGCACAUUCUCUUUCUGGUUCUGGGGAGACCAACAAGCAGCUGUCAUCUUACUCACAACUUGACAUGAACUCACAGAAAGAAUGCAAAGCGCUUGCUCAAGAGGGAAAUUUCAGGGUAAAUGUUAAAGCCACUCGUAAAAUGUUUGAAGGCCAGUUAUAUGACACUUUGAAAGACAACAAGGAAGAUGCAUUUCCAGAGAGAGCAGUUGAAAUGGGUGGUGUCCAAAAACAAAAGCGAGACCUUGAGACUUACCAAAAUGAUACUGUCAAAAGAAACAGUCCUAUUAACAUUAUAGACAUUGCAGACAUUACAGAUCAAGAUGCUAGCGAAGUGUAUCUACGCAUAUCUAGAGCCAAAGAGAUAUUUGAAAAGGGAUCACAUGACAAGGAAAACAGUUCUUCUGCAAGUGAGAACACUAGUACAGAGAAUGAAACUCUGAAGACAAAUGUAAAGAACAGGGCCCAGAUGUUUGAGUCCAUGCACCCGGACAAGAUCAAUCUACAAAGUGAGGCAAAAUCAGCUACAAGAGAUGAGGGCAUCAGCAAGUCCUUGGCUUCCCUUUAUAACUUCAAUGUCAUCCAUUCCCAUGGAAACCUUAUUGAAGCCACUGAGGCUGCACAUAUGAAGAAGGUGAACUACAAAAUUAUCCAGGAGAAGGGUCCUGAAAUUGAACAUGAAGAGACGGUUAUGGGAAGUAUUAAGAACAUUUUGCUUCAGAUUUUGGCAAGAGUAAAUCUCAACUCUCUCAUUGGCUUCCUAAAAGAGGAUAAUCAGGGAAAUGUGGAGGUCAAGAAUGUGGAGGUACCAAGUCACCAACUUCCAUUCACAGUGCACCAAGACAAAGAAUACAGAACUACAAACAUGGUUCAGGUCAUUGAAGACCUGCUUGGUCAAGAUAUAUGUCCAGGAAAAGGAGUUUUAAUACAAGAAAAUGGCUUGGGAUCAGUGGAUAUAUUAGUUUAUACUCUUUUUAGACAGGAAAGCUUUGAUAGCAUAGCAAUAGAUCAAGAGAUAGAAGAUAAGAUGGAGUCAAAAGAAAUGAAGUCUUUGCAAAGUAGAAAUUAUAUAAUGCCAAGUCCACCGCCAUCCACCCAGGACAAGGCCUCAAGUUUAUCCAGACUUGAUGACAACAGGUCUAGUAAUGUGAAACUGUUUCAGAGCUGCAUUGAAAAGGGAAAUCUGGAUUACCUAAAGAGUCUGCAGAGACAUUCAUCAGAUGAAGAUCUAAGUGUCCCUGCUGUGGAAAGGGAGCAAAAUGUGUUGAUUGCACUUGGUAGUCACAAAAUAAUCAAAGCCAAGUUUACCACCAAUCCAGGCAGUUCUGGGUCCCCUGUGCAGCAUGAAAAAACUGUCCAACAGCCAUUAGAUGAUUUACCAGCUAAUCAAAGUGAUAAACUAUCAAGUCACACAAAGAAUGAAAAAUGUAUUACUGAAUGUGAAAAUGUUAAAUCUGAUAAAAUAUUGCAUGGUCAAGGUGCUAAAUACAUGUGCAAUGAAAACCCAGAUAACCCAGUUCAGGCAGAGCUGAAGAAUAUUGCAGAUAAUAAGAGCUCAAAUCUUCAAGCAGCUAUUGUGAGUCUUCAGCAGGCCACAAAGGAGGCAAUAGCUCUUCAACAAAGCAUUCAGGAGAAGCAAAAAGACAUCUCUCCAAGUAAGUUAACACAGGAAGAUACUGCUGUUGCUACAGAGAACCAAGAGAUCUCAGCUGACGAGAAAAAAGGUUAUAGUGAGGCGGCAGAGUGCUCAGAGACCUCUGAACCUGAACAGCAACAAAAAGACAGAGAAGAAGCCAUUAAAGGUAGUGUACAAUCAGCUCUUGAUUCCCUGGCAAAAUCUAGCUUCAACAUCAAUAAAGGGGACUUUAAAGCUGCAAUGAUUUAUAGGAACUCAGGGAAACCUUCUGCUGGGAAGAAAAAGGAAAUAUAUAUGGAGAUGGAUGUGAAACAGUCUGGUUUUAUGGUUGCACCCUCAAAAGAGAGCCAAGCAUGCAUGUUCACCCCCCUGCCUGGACAGGUGAUUGUAGAGGCUAAACAGGGGAGAGCUGAGGCAUGCCAAGGCCAUCUCACAAAGAACCCAACAGCAUGCUCCCCUACGGCUCAACAAACACACCCACAGAUGGCUUUUCACAACAGUAAAAAGCCCCUUGGACUGAAGCCAGCCAUUUCACCUAAGCCAGACCAUUUAAAGACAAACACAAGAUCCACUACAGUGACCAUUCCUGGGUGUGCAGCAAACAUCAGAGCCCUAAAUACAACCCAAGCCAAACUGAACUCUGCACCCACUCCUAAACAGUGUCACCAACAAUGCACGUAUUUGAAGCCAGCACAAGAAGAUGACUCAGUUAAAGCGUCACAAGAUAAAACUGAUGUUGACCGAUCAGAAACUGACUGUGUAUUAUUUAAUGAAGGGGAGAAAGACAAACAACUGAGCCAGGGCCCUAUCACUAUGGGCAAUCCUGAGGGAACUGAAGAGGAUACAAGGGACACAUUUGGGGAAGGUGAAGGGAUUGUUCCAUAUAAUAGACAAAACCUCCAUGAAUCUCCUAUAGGAUUUCAAGCUUCUCUGCAGAACUUUGGGAUAAAGACAGGUCAGGCCACAGCACCCGUCAAACCAAAAAGGAUCAAAAUGGCCACAAGCAGUGCUGUGCAGAGUCCCAGUCUUUUGCAGAUUAACACAAAUGACACCAAACCACAUGACAGUGAACAUGGGGGCCAAUCAGAGAUCAAUGUGAAAAUGAGAGAAAAGAAAUUGAGGGGAGAGAGUGAAGCAGAGCGCAGACAGAGGCUGUCAGUGCACAUGGAUGACAUCAUGAGAGGAAACGUAAGUGCAGCCAUGGAAAUCUUUGACAAGCUGAGAAAGCAAGAGGAGCUGCAAAACAUUCUCUCCAAAGUAGAAGAGAUGGAAGGAAAGACAAGCCAAGAGCACGUAUGUGACCUUAGGAAGAUAUUUCAGAGUGUGCCAGACUGGGCUGCGUCACAUGAGCACAUCAAGUCCAAUAAUGUAGUGGAGAAAAAGAAAGUUGGAAGAUAUGUCACUGUCUGUGAUUCAGAGAUGCUGUCAUCCAUGGAGGUGGCAUUCGGAGACCUUGAAAAGGCAAGUGCUGCAAUAAUUAAUUUAAAAGAACAAACACUGUCUAGACUUAUGGACAUUGAAGAAACCGUUAAGAAAGCACUUUACUCAGUCUCCACACUGAAAUCUGAUUCAGACAUUGCAGGGCUCUCUGGCCUGUUCAAAGAGUCCAUGAUGGCUGGGCAUAGAUUGCCAAUCUCAGGAAAUAUACGAAAAAUUAGCAUUGGAUCAAGCAGGUCUUCCAAAGCCCAGAAUGUGAAUAAUCUAGAAGUUCUCAGGAAAACUGCUGCUGAAGAACCAGUAAUUCUUGAAGAGAGAUCAAAGCCCCAAUGCAGUAUACCAACACCCAAGCCAACAGCAGGGUCUCCUUCCUCACCCUCCUUCAUUUGCAUCCAAUCAGCUGCCAGGAAGAACAAUGAAUCACAAGGGCUGCAAAAACCUCCAAGUAGUGUUCAGAAUUCAAACGCAAAGGCUGAGACCUUUCAGUCUAUGACCUGUUACAACAUGCCUACUGAUCUCAAACUUUGCAGUGAUACAAAGGGAACCUCUUGCAGCUCUGCCAAUAACAGGAGGCAGAUCAGCACACUGGAGGUACAAACCAUCCCUGAGGAAGAGACGGUCAUUGGCACCAAAACCAUCAGAGAGAAGUAUGAGGAGACGGAUGGUUUUGGCAACAAGUUUUACUCCUCCAAGACCUCCACUGUUGUGACCACUCAGCCUGAAACAAAAACAUGUUUCAGAAGAGAAGUGAUAAGCAGUCCUGCCAUGUCAGAAAUGAACACGUAUCCAAGGAUCAACACCCCCACUUUUAAAAGGGAUCAAACAUCUUUGUAAAAAAAAUAGAGGGAGAAGAUGAGUUUUAUCCUCAUAAUUUGGCUUUGUUUUAUUGUGCCUACUUGGUUUCCAGUUUAUUAGAACUAAUUAUAAUUAUGGUUAUGUUACAGUUUUAGUGGAAAAAUCAAUGUUGUUGUGUGAAUACAAAAUGUUAGGCAUAUAUUACUACAAAUGGAAAUGUAUUCCUGAAAGUAAGUGUUAUUUGUCAGGUUAGAUUUUUACUUGUACUUCUGCUGUAAGGGUUUUAACAAAAACAAUUAAAAUGUUUAUUUAUUCAUUUUUUAAGUAUAUUUAUUCAUAUUUAUUCACCUGUGAAGGAAUCCAACACAAGAAAUAUGAAAAAUAAAAAGUAGUUAAGUUUAGUAUGGCCUGUCUUCAUUUGACGGAUCCUACAAACAGUCACUAAUUAUAGUUAGUCACACUAAGCACCCUUAAUUAAGCAUUAAGUUAUACAGCAUAAUAUUACCACCAUGAGCAAUUAACGUUU